GCUGUAGAAGGGAUUCGGAAAGAAGCAUCGCAAACUCUACACAUCCCUUGGUCAUCAGAUAAAGCAGCCUUGCCCGCGGACUGGCCAGCAUCUUCUGUGGAUUUCUGUUCUUUUCACAUUGCAGAUUUCUAUUCUGGAACAUUUCUCAACAUUAGUAACUCAUAAGGAUUUUCAUACAUCAUGAUUUUCGAAAAGCUAUACAAAAGUUUACACAAAGGUAACCCAAGUUUAAAAUGGAUGAUAGCUUCGAUUGUGACUGUGGUGAGCUGGAGCCACCCGAUCAUUAACAAAACAGACUCUUUGUAAGACAAGCUGCCACAGAUCCGUAUUGCUACAAAGUAAUAAUAAUUCAAGCCCAUAGUGCUUCCUAGCACUGUAGAAUGACGCUGCUCAGGACCAGUCUAACACUGAAUGUAUCUGCACUGCUAGGAGAAUGCGAGUAGAAGCUUUUUAUAUUUAUUCAUUUUUGUGUUAAAUGUUGACCGUUGGCUACAGUCUAAGUUUUCAUUCCAUCACAGUCUUUCAAACACUAGUUGAAAAAGUCUGAAGGAGUUACUGCACUUUUUGAACUAUGGCAAAUACCUUGUGAAAUUGGUAUACUGUAGUUCACUUUUUUUCAUUAUGCUAAUUGGAGGACAGUUAAUAAUUUGAAUUCUUCUCAACCAGCUACUUUUUUUUUUAUGUUCCACUUUUAAACUUUUUUUUUUAUAGGGUGAAACCUUUAUGGGUUAGGGUGCAGGAUCUUUCUGGAGGGUUUUUCUUUCUUUCUUUUUUUUUUUGUCUUUUCUACUUUUUAGUUGUUUUUUUUUGUUUUUGUUUUUUUCUUUGUACCCUGUGUUCAGAAACAACAUCCAAAUUACUUAUUUGAAUCUUGCUGAAAUGGCAGAAAAAUUUGAAAGUCUAAUGAACAUUCAUGGCUUUGAUUUGGGCUCCCGCUAUAUGGAUUUGAAACCACUGGGCUAUGGUGGCAAUGGGCUAGUUUUUUCUGCAGUGGACAAUGAUUGCGAUAAAAGAGUGGCCGUGAAAAAAAUUGUCCUCACAGAUCCCCAGAGUGUCAAGCAUGCCUUAAGGGAGAUCAAAAUCAUCAGACGCCUUGACCAUGACAACAUUGUGAAAGUGUUUGAGAUCUUGGGACCCAGUGGAAGACAGUUGACGGAAGAUGUCAGUUCUUUAACUGAGCUGAAUUCUGUGUAUAUUGUUCAAGAGUACAUGGAGACAGACUUGUGCAAGCUCUUGGAGCAGGGUCCCUUGUCCGAGGGGCACGCAAGACUGUUUAUGUAUCAGCUACUCCGUGGACUCAAGUAUAUCCACUCGGCAAAUGUCCUACACCGGGAUCUCAAGCCUGCCAACCUUUUCAUUAACACUGAGGAUCUGGUGCUAAAAAUUGGAGAUUUUGGUUUGGCCCGUAUUAUGGAUCCUCAUUACUCACACAAGGGUCAUCUGUCGGAAGGAUUGGUCACCAAAUGGUAUAGAUCUCCACGCCUUUUAUUAUCUCCUAAUAAUUACACCAAAGCCAUUGACAUGUGGGCUGCUGGGUGCAUCUUUGCUGAAAUGCUCUCUGGGAAGACAUUAUUUGCUGGUGCCCAUGAACUAGAACAAAUGCAGCUAAUUCUAGAGUCCAUCCCAGUGAUUCAUGAGGAAGAUCGUCAAGAACUGCUUAAUGUUAUCCCAGUUUUCAUCAAAAAAGACAUGUCUGAGCCUCAUACUCCAUUAGCAAAGCUGCUUCAAGGCAUCAGUGCAGAAGCACUGGACUUUCUGGAGCAAAUCCUAACUUUUAAUCCAAUGGAUCGACUGACAGCAGAAGAAGCCUUAGCCCAUCCAUAUAUGAGUAUUUAUUCAUUCCCCCUUGAUGAGCCUAUUUCGAGUCACCCCUUUCACAUUGAGGAUGAGGUUGAUGAUAUUUUGUUGAUGGAUGAAAGUCAUAGCCACGUUUACAACUGGGAAAGGUACCAUGACAGUCAGUAUUCUGACCAGGACUGGCAGCUUCCCAACAAUUAUGAUUCUGAUGAAGUGCAACUUGACCCACGAGCAGCUUCUGAUGUCACAGAUGAAGAGGAAGUACAGGUUGACCCUCGAAAGUAUCUGGAUGGAGACCGUGAAAAAUACUUGGACGACCCUGCCUUUGAUUCACUCUUUCCUAAUGAGCCCUCCUGGCAACAUGAAGAUCAUCACGAGAACAAAUAUUGCGACCUGGAAUGCAGCCACACUUGUAACUAUAAAGCAGUGUCACCUUCUUACCUUGAUAAUUUAGUGUGGCGGGAUAGUGAGGUAAACCAUUAUUACGAGCCAAAACUUAUUAUAGACUUGUCCAACUGGAAAGAGCAAAGCAAAGAGAAAACCGACAAGAAGGGCAAGUCCAAAUGUGAAAAAAAUGGUUUGGUAAAGGCUCAGAUAGCACUACAGGAAGCAUCACAGCAGCUUGUGGAGAAGGACAAAGAGAAGUUUCGUAGCUUUGACUUUGAUUCAUUCAUCGCUAGUACUAUCAAACUCAGUUUACAGCCAGAGCUUCCUGAUGUCACUCUGCUAAACGACUUGAAUAAUUCUGUUUCUCAACUCGAAACAAAAAGCUCCAUGUCCAAGUCUAUCAGUCUGGAGAAGGAGGAGAAGGGGAUGGUCAAUUUGGCUCAAUUGGAGGGUCGUAUGCCUAAUCCUUGGGAUAGCCAGUUUGUUAAUGUGGGAGUGGGGGGAGACAUUUGCCUAAUAGAUGACGUUUGCUGGGACGUAAGGAAAGAUGAACAGCUAGGAAAAGAAAACAAUUACACGAGUUACCUUGACAGGCUUUUCAGCAGGAGAGAUGAGACAGAAGUGGCAGAGCCAGACUUGGUAGAAGAUAAAACAUCUGUAGAGAAGGAAAACGAAGAGUGCUUCAUAGUAAGAAACGGUGAGCUCAUGUUUAGCCGGCAGUUUGAGUCGUUGGCCCUCCCGCAGUUUGAUAGCCCCACCGAUUCCCCCCUCAAGUCCAUACAGGCCACGUUAGCACCAUCAACAGUGAAAUGUUCUCCUCAGAUUGCCCACAAAACUUACAGCAGCAUUCUUAAGCAUUUGAAUUAGAACACAAACACGCGCAGUGUAAGGGUGUCUUUAUGUUUCCAUUGUGCACGUGUGUCCUUUUAAUUUUAUUUUUUUUUUAAAUUGAAUCAUUUUAUUUAACUUCAUUGUGUGCUUUUAGUUUUUACGGUUGCCAUUGUAGUAGAGCCUUUUUUCUUUGAAAUGCUAAAACUGGCAUAUCCUUUGCACAGUGUAGAUGAACCAGUGUGACAACAAAAUAAUGCAAUGCAGGUGAACUGAAAUAGUGAAAUGCACUAAACAACGUGAGAAACAUUCUCUAUGUGAAACAUUUGAACAAGCACAGAAGAAUUUGUUUCACCUGGAAUGGUUCUUACAUUGAAUUGUACACAGUGAAAAAAAAACAAAAAAACUGCAUUUUAUUUUAUUGUUUUUUUUUUUUCCCCUAAAAAUGUCCAGCUUAAAGAUGUUUUUAUUUAUAGGCAUCCAAAUAUCAUUUCAUACUGUAAUCUUUCUUAAACACAUGAUGCCAGCAGCAACCAUUAAAGUGAACGUAGAAAUUGGUACACAUGUGUUAUCUACCUCAAGGUAACAGCAGUGAGUGGCAGAAUAGUGGCCACCAUAGUGCUUUACUGCAUGCAUAUUCAUUAUUUGUCAAGAGUCAGAAGCCUGGCUGAAGUUCAGCGGGGCUUCUGACGUUUAACGUAUGCAUUCGCCAUAGUGAAGUGUUAAUGAACAUCAUUAUUUAUUUUAGCCGAGGUGAAGCGUUCUUUGUAUUUAAGUUUUUGUAGAUUCAGUUUGGCUGCUCUGAGUCCUGGUAUUUUUAUUCCGUAUGUGUGUUUCUCACUGUGGUCAGUGAACUGUCUGACAAAAUACAAAAAGCAUCGGCUUCAGAUACCAAGCUGUCCAUUUUCUGUUCAUGUUGUGUUUUGUUUUUUCUUUUCUUUUCCUAUUUUUAAUGAAAGCCCCCGCUGUGUAUAGUUUUUAUUUUUUUAUAGGUGCUUGUUGUUUGAUUAAAAAAAAAAAAAAGGACAAAAAAGCUUUACAAAUUUGAAAAUGCGCCUAGAAGUCUUAAUUUUUUUUUUUAAACCACCAAAAAAAAAAAAAAAAAUGUAUGUAAUAUUAGAAUUGUGUGCAUGGAAGUGAAAAAUUGGAAGGUACCAUACAGCUAGAAGUUCAAGGUGAAGUACAGUGUAAAGUCAAAUUUUCAUUUUAAUUGUAUGUUUAUUUAUAAUAUAUAUGUAUAUAUUAUAUAAAACAUACAUAUAUAUAUUUUUUUCCUUUAAAAGAAAACAAAAAAAAGCAUGAUUAAGGAAUAGGCUAAAGUGUAGCAUGUAGAAGAAUUCUGGAGACUUUGUUUUGCAUUUAAAUAUUGGUACUUUUCUGUAUUAUUGUUUCCCCGGUUAUUUAAAAUAAAUCAGAAACUGGC
This is a messenger RNA of Polypterus senegalus (gray bichir), 4435 nucleotides long. RefSeq names its product mitogen-activated protein kinase 6 (gene mapk6). Gene Ontology annotation, cellular component: cytoplasm; nucleus. Gene Ontology annotation, biological process: cell surface receptor signaling pathway; intracellular signal transduction; protein phosphorylation. NCBI's taxonomy places the organism in Eukaryota, Metazoa, Chordata, Cladistia, Polypteriformes, Polypteridae. The transcript is spliced from 6 exons. Gene Ontology annotation, molecular function: ATP binding; MAP kinase activity. Bases 880 to 3051 code for a protein of 723 amino acids. The record is from RefSeq and is a predicted model, not a curated record.